Messenger RNA from Schistocerca cancellata (South American locust), 1665 nucleotides. Its product is annotated as cytochrome P450 6k1-like. Lineage: Eukaryota; Metazoa; Arthropoda; Insecta; Orthoptera; Acrididae. The record is from RefSeq and is a predicted model, not a curated record. The transcript is spliced from 4 exons. Gene Ontology annotation, molecular function: heme binding; monooxygenase activity; oxidoreductase activity, acting on paired donors, with incorporation or reduction of molecular oxygen. The coding region runs from base 4 to 1563 and encodes 519 amino acids.
AAAAUGGCUAUCUUCUUUGACUCGUGGGUGACUGAAAUGUUGGCACCCCUAUCAACAGUAUUAGCGAUACUAUACGUUACAUUUAAAAUCAAUUACUCUUACUGGAAGAAGAAAGGUCUACCAUAUAUGGAGCCGUCUUUUCCGUUGGGAAAUGUCUGGAACACGACACUAAUGAGGAAAUGCCUUGGCGAGGAUAUGAAGGACAUAUAUUUUGCAGCAGAAGGCAAGGAUGUCGUCGGUAUUUACUCGCUAAACAAUCCGCUUCUCGUCCUACGGGAUCCAGAGCUGAUCAAAAUGAUCAUGGUGAAGGAUUUCAACUACUUUCCCGACCGGGGGAUCUAUGUAGACGAGGAGAACGAUUACCUGUCGGCUCACCUCUUCUUACUUGGAGGCAGCAAGUGGAAGUCUCUGCGCCAGAAGCUGACGCCCACGUUCACAUCGGGAAAAAUGCGCGCAAUGUUCGGCAUAGUGCGCGACUGCGCGCGCAUUCUGGCUGACGUCACUCCUGCGGGCAGUGUCGUCGAAGUCCGCGAGCUGGUUGCCCGCUACUCCACUGACGUCAUCGCUUCCUGCGCCUUCGGCAUCGACGUGGACAGCCAGCACAACCCUGACGCGGAGUUUCGCCAGUGGAGGCGGCGCUUCUUCAAGUCGUCGCUGCGCACUUAUCUUACUCAAGCUCUGGGGUUCUCUAAUCCGAAACUGCGCACCCUGCUGCCGGUAGCCUUCACGCCAAAGGACUUCACAGAGUACUUCACACGUGUCGUCGACGAGACAGUCAAACACCGAGAGGAAACAGGCGUCAUUAGGAAGGACUUCCUGCAGCUGAUGAUUCAGCUGAAGAACAAUGGAUACGUCGAUGACAGCUUCUCAAUCACUGGCCAGCCGAAAACUGAACAAAAAAGCAAGACUCUGACGACCAAGGAGGUGGCAGCACUGGCGUGGAUGUUUUUCAUCGCUGGGUUCGAAACUUCCUCUACCACCGUAAGCUUCUGCCUGUAUGAGCUUGUUAGACACCCGGAUAUCCAGAAGAAAGUACAAGAAGAAAUCGACGACGUACUGAAAAAGACCAACGGUGAUGUGACAUAUGAUGUCAUUAUGACCCAGAUGCCAUACUUGGAAAAGGUGGUGAACGAAACCCUUCGUAUGUACCCGCCCGUUCCGGUUCUCAAUCGCGAGGUGGCGCAAGAUUAUAAACUGUCAAGAUAUGACUGUGUGUUGGAGAAAGGGACUAAGGUGGUCAUUCCAAUCUUGGGACUCCAUCAUGACAGAAAGUUCUUUCGGAAUCCUGAAAAUUUCGACCCGGAACACUUUUCCGACGAGCAGAAGGUAUCAAGGCAUCCCUUUUCCUAUCUGCCCUUUGGGGAAGGACCACGCAUCUGCAUUGGCAUGCGUUUCGGAUUCAUGCAGGUGAAGUUGGCGAUGAUACAUCUACUGUCAAAAUUUGAUUUUCUGCCUGUUGGAGACAAGCAGGUAGAAGUACGCAUGGAUCCCAACAACCUCUUGCUGAGACCAAUCGGCGGAAUCGAUCUGAGAGUGGAACGACGACAAGUGCCUACAUGGUGAAGAGCUGCAGUGGACAUCUUAUACCAUAAUAGGAUGGCGGCCGUCUUAUAUUGAAAUAGUAUAAAAGAUCAUGUAAUCAACUGGUGACCUAAUCUCGUUGUG